AUGACGAACAUGUCAAAGAAAAAUGGUGCUGCCAAAUUGAUUAGAAAUGCAAAAGUGAUUAUAUGGGAUGAAGGCCCAAUGGCCAAGCGGCAAACAAUAGAAACAGUCGAUAGGAGAUUUAGAGACAUAAUGGACAUCGAUAAACCAUUUGGUGGAAAAGUCAUAGUUUUUGGAGGUUAUUUUUGUCAGAUGUUACCAGUAGUUCCAAAAUCAACUAGAGCAGAAAUUGUAAAUGCAAGCUUGGUGAAAUCAUAUCUCUCGCCUUUGAUGGAGAAUAUUCAAUUUACGAGAAAUAUGAGAGCAAAAACGGAUUCAACAUUCAUUGAGUUCUUACUUUUUGUGGAAAAAUUGAGCAUAUCUGCUCGCAACGGUGACCCAAUAGAUCACCCUCCUCUGAAAAUGAUGAUGCUAAGGGAUAACCUCAUAAGUUUUAGUAAAUUGAAGGGUGAGUCAGUUUAUGAGUUUUGGCAAACGUUUAAGCCUUUCUUGCAGCGGUGCCCGACUCAUGGAAUUCCAGAUAAGAUGCCUCUAGAAUGUCUCUACCCAGAGUCAGAAGAGGGGUUGCGUGAUGAAAGUCGAAGUGGGAAAGUUGUUGAAAAGUGCAGAUUGGCGAGCAAAGGGUCCAGUCGGUGCAAUGCCGAAGAGGUCGGCGACCCCGACCCAGACCUUCGUUUGACUCAAGACAAUUUUACAUUGGAGUCUGUAAAAGUCGGCGAGCCUAGGAAAUUAUUGUUGAAUCGCCGACCAGUUGUACAGACCUUUUUGGCGGAUACACCCUUGGCAGCUCCUAGUAGGUCUGGUACAGUUAUUUUUACUGAGGAAAGGAUCAAGUCGGAGGAAAAAGGGAGCAGUCGGUGCAUCCCGAGAAUUCCGCGAAGCAGUACCAUGUCGUCCAAUGACCCAGAGCACGAAGAUGCUGAAGCUAGGGCGAAUCACAGAGUUGAUCGACGACUAAUGACGCCGAAAGAUCCACUACAACACCAAUCUGAGAAAACUAUAAAUACUAGUCGACGUGGGAAAGUUGUUGAAAAGUGCAUAUUGGCGAUCAAAGUGUCCAGUCGGCGAAUAGCUGAAAAGUUCAGCGACCCCGACCCAGACUGCAGUUGGACUCAAGACAACUUCACAUUGGAGUCUAUAAAAGCCUUUUUGGCGGAUACACCUUUGGCAGCUCCUAGUAGGUCUGGUACUGUUGUUUCUUCUGAGGCGACUCCGGGUACAGAUACCCAGGACCAGAGCGAUGCACCAGGCACUGAUGCCAAUACAAAUAGAGCUACUGUGUAG
Solanum verrucosum is the source of this 1281-nucleotide messenger RNA. RefSeq lists its product as uncharacterized. Gene Ontology annotation, biological process: DNA repair; telomere maintenance. The record is from RefSeq and is a predicted model, not a curated record. Gene Ontology annotation, molecular function: DNA helicase activity. The transcript is spliced from 7 exons. Lineage: Eukaryota; Viridiplantae; Streptophyta; Magnoliopsida; Solanales; Solanaceae. Bases 1 to 1281 code for a protein of 426 amino acids.